Messenger RNA from Ictalurus furcatus (blue catfish), 2498 nucleotides. Its product is annotated as G protein-activated inward rectifier potassium channel 1-like. NCBI's taxonomy places the organism in Eukaryota, Metazoa, Chordata, Actinopteri, Siluriformes, Ictaluridae. The coding region runs from base 1460 to 2449 and encodes 329 amino acids. The transcript has 2 exons. Gene Ontology annotation, biological process: potassium ion import across plasma membrane; regulation of monoatomic ion transmembrane transport. Gene Ontology annotation, cellular component: plasma membrane. Gene Ontology annotation, molecular function: G-protein activated inward rectifier potassium channel activity. The record is from RefSeq and is a predicted model, not a curated record.
UUCUACAUUAUUGAGUCAGUACAAAAACAUUUUAGAUUCCCAAGCAUUAGUUUUCCAGCACAAAAUUAAAUGUUACAGAAAAAUGUUUGUUAGUCAUGAAAGCAGCAUAUUACAUAAGAGACCACUUUUCAGACAAAAAACACAAUGAAGGCUGCUGGGUUUUGAUGCAAAAAUAAGAAACAAGUGCGACAGUCAAAACCUCCAGAAGAACCUUGGCUGGUUCUGCAAGAUGCUCAAUAAAACUUACAGCUCAUUUCCUUAUAAAACUGUAGAACGUGUACCUGAGACUACUCUUUUUUUUCUUUUCUUUUUUUUUUUAAGCGCAGGGUCGUCAAACUAAAUAGUGAGUUUGUUGCAUUUAUUACUGUUUACUGAUCUUCAUAGUAUUUUUAAAUAUAGAAACAAUUUAUUUCUUUAUAUUUGAAGGCAUCUUUGCUCUACAUCAUUUCUUUGCAUGUGCCUAGGACUUUUACACAAACACACACGCAUUAAAACCACUAAUAUUGUGAUGCCCCUGCCAUAGUCAAUCUGGCAACCCUGUAUGUUUUCCCGCACUGGGAAACGCACAAACUGCGGGGGUAAGAGCGCGGGGGGAGAAUAGGCGGCACUAAGACCGCGAAACUAAACGUUGUGACUUGGGAGCAAGGCAAGAAUGGGAGCUCCAGAAACUUAUUAUUAUUGAGGAGGCAGGCAGCUCGUGGAAAGGACACCGCGCUUCCCUCCUCACUCGCUAUGACCAAAAUGCGCAUGAAGAGGCAGUCAAGACAAAGCCGAUAUCUGAGUCCCCAAGUGGCGACGCGUUAAAUCCGCAGGGUUCAUACGUAAUUCACCUCUUUAGUAGAAAGCCUACCGAAGGCGCAUCUGUUGAGGGACCGCAACUCUGAUCUCCAACUUUCAGCAUCCAGGACCGGAUUAAAGCUCCUGUGUGAUCUGAUCUGACAGAGCAAAUGAGAUCAAGGGCGAAACCGCGUCCAGCGCCCGGGGACAGCUGGGAAUGUCUUUUAGUCUUCUUUCUUUUUAAUCCGUCCGUUUUUUUGUUUUUGUUUUUUUACUAACGAGACAUGCGUCGUGUUCACGCAGGUUUGAGUUCAUGUUUAGUUCCCUGUAAGCGCUGCACUGACUGUGACAUGCAUUAACACUGACACCUGCGGAGGGACAGGAUCCGUAUGGUUAAAUAUACGUAAGGCUUUCUCUUUCUUUCCUCAACAACCUCCAACAAUCCCUUUCUUUAGAGAACAUUUCAUUAAGAUGAAAUUAAGAAACCGCUGUGUGUAAAGUAAUCACACACAUAUAUAUAUAUUUUCCUUAUUCGUUUCAUUUGAUAGUAUACCUACAGUAUAAUGCUGAAUGAACUGGAAGAGUCUUCUUAUAAGCGGUGUUGUAAGUUUAGUAGGUUAAUGAAGUCUAGUGCCUGUGUAGAAGUGCAACCCUGAGUUAAAUCUCUCUUUCGCAGGCUAGCAUGUCCGCACUAAGGAAAAAAUUUGGAGACGACUACCAGAUAGUGACCACUUCAUCCAGCGGCUCGGGUUUCGGCCAGGCCGCUCCGGAGCGCAAGCGGAAACGGCAGCGCUUCGUGGAUAAGAACGGCCGCUGUAACGUCCAGCACGGUAACCUGGGCGGAGAAACCAGUCGCUACCUGUCCGACUUGUUCACCACUCUAGUGGACUUGAAAUGGCGCUGGAAUCUGUUCAUAUUCAUCCUGACCUACACGGUGGCGUGGCUGUUCAUGGCCUUCAUGUGGUGGCUGAUCGCGUACGUGCGCGGAGACCUGAACCGAGCGCACGACGACAAGUACACACCGUGCGUAGCCAACGUGUACAACUUCCCUUCAGCCUUCCUCUUCUUCAUAGAGACCGAGGCCACUAUCGGCUACGGCUACAGGUACAUAACGGACAAGUGUCCCGAGGGCAUCAUUCUGUUCCUCUUUCAGUCCAUCCUCGGCUCCAUCGUGGACGCGUUUUUAAUAGGCUGCAUGUUCAUUAAGAUGUCCCAGCCCAAGAAACGGGCCGAGACGCUGAUGUUCAGCGAGCACGCAGUCAUCUCCAUGCGGGACGGAAAACUCACGCUCAUGUUCAGGGUCGGAAACCUGCGCAACAGCCACAUGGUCUCCGCGCAGAUCCGCUGCAAACUGCUUAAAUCUCGGCAGACCCCUGAAGGUGAGUUCCUCCCUCUAGAUCAGUUGGAGCUUGAUGUGGGUUUCAGCACCGGGGCAGAUCAGCUCUUCUUGGUGUCUCCCCUCACCAUCUGCCAUGUGAUUGACAGUAAAAGCCCCUUUUAUGAGCUCUCUCAGCGCUCCAUGCAGACCGAGCAGUUUGAAAUUGUGGUGAUCCUGGAAGGAAUUGUGGAAACCACAGGUAAGCAGGUUCAGUUCUCUGAUCUAGCACCUCUUCUUUUCUUCAAGAGUUUUGUUGAAUCCAGUUUCAAGUGGAUGCUGAUUUACAGUGACUGAAUAUUCUGUUAUGUAGAAGAGUAAGUGUGGGCAUAACGUUUCAGUGAUA